CGUCACAGUCCCGACCUCCCACAGGUCACUUUGAAGGGAUGGAAGGAUUUUCGGAUCGACCAACAACUGGAGUUGCUGGAAGUCGACCAGUUUCCGGCUAUCCAGGGUCUCCGAUGGACCGGCCCAUGACUGGAGCCGGUGGAAAUCGACCCGUAUCCGGAUAUCCCGGAUCUCCUAUGGAUCGCCCGAUGACCGGCGUUGGCGGAGAGGGAGGUCCUGCUACCGGAUAUCCUGGAUCUCCGACGGACCGACCAAUGACUGGAGUCGGUGGAAGCCGUCCCGUGUCUGGAUAUCCCGGAUCUCCCAUGGACCGACCAAUGACUGGAGUCGGUGGAAGUCGUCCCGUGUCUGGAUAUCCCGGAUCUCCCAUGGACCGACCAAUGACUGGAGCCGGCGGAAAUCGACCCGUAUCCGGAUAUCCCGGAUCUCCUAUGGAUCGCCCGAUGACCGGCGUUGGCGGAGAGGGAAGUCCCGCUGCUGGAUAUCCUGGAUCCCCGAUGGACCGACCAAUGACUGGAGUCGGUGGAAGUCGCCCCGUGUCUGGAUAUCCUGGAUCUCCCAUGGAUCGGCCGAUUGACUGGAGUUGGCGGGGGAGCACGACCGAUCUCCGGAUAUCCGGGUUCUCCGAUGGACAGGCCAAUGACCGGGGUUGCCGGAAGUCGACCUGUAUCUGGAUAUCCCGGAUCCCCUGCGGAUCGACCGAUGACUGGAGCUGGAGGCAAUCGACCUAUAUCCGGAUAUCCUGGAUCGCCUGCGGAUCGACCAAUGACUGGAGCUGGUGGAAAUCGACCCGUGUCCGGGUAUCCUGGAUCGCCCACGGAUCGACCAAUGACUGGAGUUGGUGGUCCUGUAUCCGGAUACCCUGGGUCCCCAGAAGAUCAAACAAUGAGUGGGGCUGGUGGAGGCACGAGACCGGUUUCCGGAUAUCCUGGAUCUCCCGUGGAUCGACCGAUGACUGGAGUCGGUGGGAGCCGUCCCGUAUCCGGGUAUCCGGUGUACGGGCAGAACAGGCCCAUGACCGGUCAGCGGUUUCCCAUGGAUGACGAGGACUUCCCUGCAC
Pollicipes pollicipes is the source of this 1060-nucleotide messenger RNA. RefSeq names its product collagen alpha-2(IV) chain. The transcript has 2 exons. The coding region runs from base 39 to 1043 and encodes 334 amino acids. Lineage: Eukaryota; Metazoa; Arthropoda; Thecostraca; Pollicipedomorpha; Pollicipedidae. The record is from RefSeq and is a predicted model, not a curated record.